Cylicostephanus goldi is the source of this 836-nucleotide messenger RNA. The record is from the annotation of a GenBank genome assembly. Lineage: Eukaryota; Metazoa; Nematoda; Chromadorea; Rhabditida; Strongylidae.
AUGGGGCGGCGUGGGAUCUUCCCUGAUGCCAGUGAAGACCCAGUCAUUCAGAUAGCUAAUAUGGUCAAGGUGGAGGGCGAGAGCGUACCAUUCAUCCGAAAUUGUUUUGUGCUGGGUACAUGUGCUCCCGUGAUUGGUUCCGAAAUAAUCGAGUGCAAGAGCGAGCAAGAUCUGUUGGAAAGGUGGGCGGAAUUUAUUCGCGUCGUUGAUCCAGACAUCUUGACCGGUUACAAUAUUCUCAACUUUGAUCUACCAUACAUCCUAGAUCGAGCAAAGGUGCUGAAAUUGCCUUCGGUUGCGAUGUUGGGAAGGCAGAAAGAUCGCGCGUCUGGUGUCCGGGAUGCUCCAAUUUCUUCAAAGCAGAUGGGAAGCCGCGUCAAUAAAAGCAUAGAUAUACAUGGAAGGAUCAUUUUUGAUGUGUUGCAGGUGGUCCUCAGAGACUACAAGCUUCGAAGUUAUACGUUGAACAGUGUAUCUUACCACUUUUUGGCGGAACAAAAGGAGGAUGUAGCGUAUAGCUUUAUUCCCGAACUACAAAAGGGUGACGACUACUCUCGGAGAAGAUUGGCCGUUUACUGCAUGAAAGACGCUGCAUUACCGCUAAAACUUUUGGAGAAACUGCUUUCUGUGAUUAAUUACAUGGAAAUGGCUAGGGUAACAGGUGUUCCAUUAAACUAUCUACUCACAAGGGGACAGCAGAUCAAGAUUUUAUCCAUGAUGUUACGAAAAUGCAAGGCGAACCAUUUCUUUUUGCCUGUCAUCGAUGUGCAAGGAGGCGAUGCUGAGAGGUAUAAACUUCUUCUUACUGAAAUGAUUAUUUCUAUCAUUUCAUAAAA